Messenger RNA from Conger conger (European conger), 2213 nucleotides. Its product is annotated as claudin-4-like. NCBI's taxonomy places the organism in Eukaryota, Metazoa, Chordata, Actinopteri, Anguilliformes, Congridae. Gene Ontology annotation, biological process: cell adhesion; bicellular tight junction assembly. The record is from RefSeq and is a predicted model, not a curated record. Gene Ontology annotation, molecular function: structural molecule activity. Gene Ontology annotation, cellular component: bicellular tight junction; plasma membrane. Bases 650 to 1438 code for a protein of 262 amino acids. The transcript has 3 exons.
UGAUUUCCUUUUGUAGAAAGAGUCUGCAAUCUCUCAGCUGUGUAUAUAUCCAAAAAGAUUACUGUUCUGUUUUUAAUGAUAAAUCAUUGUAUUGUAUUGUACAAAAUAGUACAAAGAUCAAAGGUAUGGUAAGCUGUUUUUUUCUUUUCUUUUUAAAAAAAAGAUAGGCAGUCAAUGAAAUACAGUAGAUCUGGGAGAGUAGGAAAAACAGACAUCCUCUUGAGGGUGGAAUUCAAAGGGAGGCAUUCUUGGAUCUAUCCUGCCUUUUGGAUAUGACUGUGUAACAGGGCUUGCAUUUUCAUUACCUAGACACAGCUGAUUGCAGCAGGAGUUGUCUUAGAGAAAUAGAGGUCUUCUGUUCAACACAUCUGUAAAAGAAGUCAAUGAAAACCAGAAAAAGGACCUUUCAUAAUGAAAAAAAAAACAGUCCAAAAAGAAAAAAGUAAAGCAAAGGAAGAUGAAAGGCAAAUUGAAGGGAGUGAUACGAAGAGCAGCAUUCAUGCAGCAGCUGACCUCCCUAGUGAACAGAAUGACUAGCCUCUUUCAGAUAAUAACAGCUGACAUGGAUUGAGAGACCAGCCUCUUUCAGGAUGCUAUAUCCUGCAGGCCCUUCCCGCCGUCAGUCUGGAGUUGGAGUCGAAGUCGCGGCAUGGGCAGGAUCUGUAAGGAGGUGACGGGCCAGGUCUUCUGCUUCGUGGGCUUCCUGGGGGUGAUCAUCAUCUGCGGCAUCCCCAUGUGGAGGGUGACCACGCGCAUCGGGGCCAACAUCGUGUCGGGCCAGGUGAUCUGGGACGGGCUGUGGAUGAACUGCGUGAUGCAGAGCACGGGCCAGAUGCAGUGCCGCAUCCACGAGUCGCUGCUCAAGCUCUCCCGCGACCUGCAGGCCUCACGGGCCCUCAUCGUCACCGCCAUCGUGGUGGCCUUCGUGGGCCUCACCUUCACCUUCAUCGGGGGCCGGUGCACCAGCUGCCUGGAGAAGGAAGCGUCCCGGACCAAAACGGUGAUUUUGGGGGGGGCCAUCUGCAUCUUGGCCGGGGUCAUCAUUGUUAUUCCCGUCAGCUGGUCGGCUGCCACCACCGUGGCGGACUUCCAGAGCACAUUCGUCAGCGAAGACAGGAAGAGGGAUUUGGGCUCAGCUAUUUACAUUGGAUGGGUGACCGCGCUCUUGCUGAUCAUUGGUGGAUCGGUCCUUUGCACUUCCUGUCCGCCGGUGGAGAACCGUUACGGCUGGGGCUACGGGGCCCCGGGAUACCCCGCUCGGGGCUACCCUCCCCAGUACUACUCAGCAUCUGCAAUGGGACCUACCUACAUGCCUGGCAAGGUCUACAUGCCCGCCAAGGUCUACAAUCCCAGCAGGUCUCAUUCUGCUUCAGGUCAAUACAUCCCCAAUAAUGCAACCCCCACUGGACAACCACACUCACCUGUAAAUUACCUCUGAAAUUGCAGGGUGUAUCGAUGUAAAAGCCUCAUCCAAAUGGUUUUCCAGAGCAGCUGGCUUAACUUUUUUUUUAGCUCAAGUGAUUUAUAUUCAUUGUGACUUUGCGAAUCAGAUGCUUGAGUUUUCCUGUAGCACACAAUAUCAUGUGUUUUGUGGUCGGUGAUAUAAGUAAUGGCAGAAAGGCCUCAUGUUUUUUGUUGACAGGAGUGAAUGUGUUUCCUUUCUUUUAAAACCCAAGCAGGCAAUCUGCAGCCUGGCAGUACGCACUUGAGCUGUAAGCCAUUUGCAUGUAGCCCAAUGAUACUGAACAUACUUUAAAUAAGAAGCAUAAUAGCAUGCAAAUAACUAAAACUCUGAAAUCCUUCAGCAAAAGGCCUAACAUGUUGAAUGGCUGACUUAAACCAAUGUUAUUUUUUGUGUUAACCUGAACAUUUUAUAACUGCAUUCCAUAUUUUUUCAUUCUGUGGGCGAAAGUUACUGUGAGCGCUGAAUUGCUGGCAAACUAAGGAGGACAACUGGACAGAAAAAGACUAAACCAUCCCAUCACUAUCUCAGACAAAAAUAGUCUGUGUCGAUAAGAGUACUUAACAAAUAUGCUUUUAUUUUAAUAAUUUUACAGUAACAUGCUUAUUUUUAAUGACAAUGUAAAAUCCUAAAUGAAAAUUAUUGUGGUUGUGAAAUGUACAUUUUUGUUUAUUAGCCCAUUGAGUGAACGCUAUAAGUGAUUGCUUUGAAGAAACUGAAUUAUUGUCAAAUAAACUGAAUGUGCAAUUUA